UGGCAAUAAGGAACGGUGUUUCAGGUCGAUGACACUUCACAUGAGUAGAACUGCAGAAUCGGACAUCCAUCCUCCAUUGUACAAGGCUAAAACUGAACCCCGGCCAAGCUGACAACUUCAACGUCCUACAAAGGCUUUGUUGGAUUGAAAAAUCAGGGAGCCACAUGUUAUCUGAACACACUGCUUCAAACGUGGUUCAUGACCCAAGAAGUUAAAGAAUGCAUUACCAGAUCAUCGACAGCAUAUUUGCUAAUGUACAGAAAGGGGAAAGAAAACAGCAAUCAAGGUGAUUGGGCUUCCUGAGCCCGAAGCGUUUGCAAUCAGACGACUCUUCGUCCAAUAGUCAGCCGAGAAGUGCGAUUGUAUUUGGGCUCAGACUCGGCAAAUCUCAACAGUGGACGUGCGUAGAAAGCUGGUCCGGGAGACGAACUCGGAAAAGAGAAGCCCAAACCUAAAUAACUCAUCGUGAGGAAUGAAUCGACAGCAAGAGUCGAAAUAAAAGGAAAAAAACCUACAAAAGUGAAAAAUGAGCAAGAAAUCUCCCAAAGAGUUUGCUGGAAUACGUAACCAAGGAGCCACAUGCUACCUGAACACACUGCUUCAAACUCUCUACAUGUCUCCUGAAGUGAAGGAUGCUAUCAACAGAUUAAAUGAACAACCAAUUCAGUCAAAGAAAAAUCUCAAUAAGAACAUCAGCAUUGGCCACCAACUUAAAGAACUGUUUGAAAAGCUAGAUGCUAAAGAAACAGGAAAUACACAUGGGAUUACAAGAAACUUAGGCAUAAAGGUUUACAAACAACAAGAUGUAGCAGAAUAUUUCCGAAAGAUAGUGAACAAGCUUGCUGAAGAAAGUGAUGGGAAGACUUGUAAUAUAUCUCAGAUCUACCAAAGUAAAGUGAUUAAUUCUCUGACAUGUUUGGAGUGCAAUAUUGAAGCCCCAGAAGAAUGCUGCCUUUUGGAUAUUCCUUUGUCCGUUCACUUAAAUGAUUGUGGUUCCAGCAUCCAAAGUGUGAAUGCAGCCCUUCAAGACUUUUUGAAGGCUGUCAUUUUGGAUGGAGACAAUUUGUGCUAUUGUGAAACCUGUCAAAAGAAAACCAAGACGGAGAUGAGAUACUACUUUGAAAGGUUGCCACAGAUAUUGGUUCUUCAGUUGAAAAGAUUUGAGUUCGAUUAUUCCAUGAUGACUUUCAAAAAGUUGCACAACAAAGUACAGAUUCCACUGAGCUUAAAAUUUCAGAAGAAGCAGAAUAAAAAUAAUGGAAAAGCAGAGUGGUGUCUAAAUUCCAUGGAAUCCAAAGACACAGCAAUGGCACAUAGAAAUCGACAUUCUUGUUCAGUAGGAUCAGAGUUUUCUGUAAGAUCUAGAAGCCAUGAAUCGGAUGAAAGGCAGAACCCACAGAGGGGUGGGAAUCGUCAGGAAUCCAAAGACACAGCAAUGACACGUAAAAAUCGACGACCUCGUUCAUUAGGAUCAGAGUUUCCUGAUGAAUUGAAUGAAAGGCAGAAAGCACAGAGGGAUGGGAGUUGUCAGAUUUACUCAACGUACAACCUAUUUGCAGUCUGUGAUCAUUCCGGAGAACUUGGCUUUGGCCAUUAUGUUGCUUACAUUAGACCAGAUUCUUCCAGUGAAUGGUACUGCUUUAAUGAUACAUGUGUCACUGUGAAGGAACACUUCUUUCCUGAAGCAUACCAAGGCAAUACAGUCAGCACACCUUGUAUAAGAUCAUCGACAGCAUAUUUGCUAAUGUACAGAAAGGAGAAAGAAAACAGCAAUCAAGCACAUGUCAGAGGCAUUAAUGUGGAUGAGAAAGUUAAAAGAAUCAAGACACGAGGAAUAUGUGAUGGACGAAACAAUGGUGAGCAAAGCUUUGAACCUUUCAACCCGAGUUUAGAAAAUCCUCCAUGCAAGAAUCAAGCACAAGCAAAAAACAGAGAUGAAACAAUGGAAAAAACAGAAUGCAGAAACCAGUCUGAAACGUCAAUAGAAAAUGGUGAAGAACCAGUUGUAGGUGACAAGUCAGAUGAAGGCAGGAAAGAAACAAGAGCAAAAGAAACUGAAGGUCAGUGCAGGAAAGAAAACAGUCAAGAAGAGGAAUUUGAACAAGCCAAGCUGAUCAAAAUUAGAAGUGAAAGGAAAGAAAAAGGAAAAAGGCCAUUGUUGAAACAAAGGAAAGGAACAGUGGCAGAAUCUGAGAAAACAGAAGAUCAACUUGAUGAGUUGCCUACAAUGAACCAUGAAGCGGCAAGAACAAGAUCCAAGUUUAAUUGGCUUAUUAAAUUAUUUUUCUGUGGAAAUUAUAAAAAAUGUUCAUGGAAACCUAAAAAACCUUGCUUUAAGUUGAAGAUGAUUAAAGGUAAAGGAGAAUGAAAAAUCAAUGAAUUAAGCAAUAUGAAACUAUGCCAUCCAGUUUCUUAAAAUUAGUUUGGUGUUUAUAUGGGAAUUCAGAAGCAAAUUGUUUGCAACUGAACUGAGUGAAUUAUCUAAGUUAGAUCAGCACAUUUUUACUUGGUUCAUUCAUAAUACAUUGGUUCUGCUCCUUAUCUCUCACAUACAAUUGCCUGUUUUUGCAGAAUAUAGAAUUUAUUUUAGCCCUCUUUUGAGGUGCAGUUUCAAUUAUCAUUGACAAAACUUUCUUUUGAUAAUAUCCCGCGAAAUGCUAUAUAUUCCUGCCAUAUUGCAGGUGCUAUAUAAAUGGAAAUUGUGGUGAAAGUGGUGUGUUUAUUGGUUGCAAGGACUUGACUAUUUUUCCUCUUUUUGAAAAUAAAAUUUCAAAAUUGCUCAUUGUUUUUACCCUUGUACUACCUCAAUAUACUGUGUAAUGAAUUGACCUGUACGAACAGUAUGCAAGACAAGU
Molecule: messenger RNA, 2855 nt
Organism: Pristis pectinata (smalltooth sawfish)
Lineage: Eukaryota; Metazoa; Chordata; Chondrichthyes; Rhinopristiformes; Pristidae
Product: ubiquitin carboxyl-terminal hydrolase 47-like
Exons: 18
Coding region: 527-2368 (613 amino acids)
Biological process (GO): protein deubiquitination
Cellular component (GO): nucleus; cytosol
Molecular function (GO): cysteine-type endopeptidase activity; cysteine-type deubiquitinase activity
Source: RefSeq, a predicted model, not a curated record